AUGGAAUUCGUUUUAGUUACAACGAAUAUUUCGACUCCAGAGUCUAGUCGGAGCGGUUCGGUUAUGAAGUUUGGCGACUAUAGAGAAGAUGAUCAAAAACUUGAUGAAGCUGUUUCAUUACCGUUGGAGAAGGAAUUUCUUGGAAUUGCUUCCGACUCUGAUGAUGAAGAUCAGGCAUUGUUGGAUGGUUUUAACGCUUUGAGCGCACGUCAUCGCUUAUUGUCGCAUGAAUUUUGCACAAAAGUUAUUCUUGACCAAGAUCAACAGAGAGCGUUGCAACUGGUUAUCGGUUUGCACGUCUCAGAGGAAAAUCCUUGGAAACAAAUUCGAAAAGAAACUCUCCUUUGUUAUCUGCCUGACGAUGAAAAUGCGAAGCCAGAACAAGUCGAGUUACGUUUAAAGUUACUUGAACUCGCCGACGAUGCUUUCUUAUUGGCUGGAUUCGCCGCGGCAAUAACCGAUAUUGAUAACACUGAUACUUUUUUAUUUUACGCUGAUCCAGAAUCGGCAAAAGAAUCGGUCAGUCUUAUACAGCGUUUGGAAGCAUUCGAACGACAGCGCAUAAAUAAAACCAUUUUUAAGUACCCACGACCAUGGAAAAACUUGGGAAGUGAUGCAGAAGUUGAUCUACAAGUUGAAACAAAAUCAAGAGAUAAACUUGAAGUUGAAGUUCAACGUUUAUGCGCGAAUAAUAAAACACCGUAUAAACUUUCAUUUCGCUUCGCGGAUGAUGUUCGUGAUGGUUAUGUAGAAUUAGUGCCAAAACACAAAAAUUUUGAUGUUAUAACGCGGAGCAGAGUUUCAAUCGGUAUUCAGUCAGCCGCACAACUCGUCGAAAGUGAACAACAAACUGAUCCUACAUUUCCGGCAAAUGCCUGGUCUCAAUAUUCAUAUGAACUACCCAUCGAUCCCAACCAACCUGAAGAAAGCGUCGAAGGCAAUGAUGAGACUGAAGUGGAAGCUUCUAGUGUUGAUCAAGAUGAAGAGGAAAAAUCUAAAGAUUUCAUUGGCCCUUCCGAUGCAAUGAAAGAACUGAUAAGAGUAUUGGAAUUCAAUGCCAUUGACAUGUACAGAGACGAUUAUGAGCAAAUUGCUUCCAAAUCAAUUACACAGUACAUAGAGCCCGUCAUCACGGAAGUGUUUUGUUUUAUCGAUCCAAAGAGAUGCACCGAUCGUGUUGUUAGUGCAUUCGCAUGGCAUCCAAACUUAUCUGGAAUUUUUGUCGCAUCUUAUACAUAUAAAGCAUUGAAUACAUUUGCAAAAGAUGAAAAAAUCAGUGACGACGAAAUGAAUAAGCGAUCAGUAAUGUUGUCAAAUCCGGUUCUUAUGUGGUCAUUCGAUGAUACUCUGUAUCCAAAAUUAAUAUUGGAAUCAUCUCGCGAAGUAACCUUCUUGUCAUUCUGUCCUUACGAUGCCAACAUAUUGAUUGGUGGCCUAAUAAACGGUCAGUUGAUAAUUUGGGAUUUAAACAAUUGUUUAAAUCGUGUUGAAAAUCCCACUGAAUUAACCGAAAAGCAAGAAAGGAAUCGUAAAAAGAUGCACUCGUUUAUGAAAUGGUCAAAAUUUGCGGAGAAUUUACAACAAAAUAUUGUUCGGGCAUCAGCAAUUUCUCAUGUUCAACUGUCACACAAAAAACCAAUUACCAGUAUCAAGUGGUUAAAUCGUAAGCACUGUGUAGCUUCAUCGGGAUUAAUUGGCGAAACCAUCAAGCCGAAUGAAUUUUAUCGGCAAUUUGUGUCUGCAAGUUUGGAUGGAACCGUUCUAUUUUGGGAUCUUGAUUUUAUGAACACUGAUAUUGCGCCAAGUGAAUUGAAGCGAACCGACACCAAAAAACAGCUACCGCAACGUGUGAUAGCCGCAGAAUAUGUUUCACCUUAUGAAAAAUUAAAUGGAGUUUUUCAACCAAUUUACGCAGCAGCAUGUGAACAACCAAUCUCAAGUUUGAUAUUCGAUGAAGGACUAUUCAGGUAUGAACCAAAAAGUGCGGUUGAAAACGUUCAAAUCGAACAGAGAACUGAGUUCGACGUCAUACAUGAGCAACAAGAGAAAGCAAGCAAUCGCCUAGUCAUUUCAUCCUUAUUGGGUUCAAUAGCUACAUUCAUUUGGGAAGGCUUUCUGUAUAAAGAAGGAAAACCGGAAAAAGCCAAACAGAUAGAAUCAUAUGCAACAAUCCACAAUGGUCCAGUUUUAUCAAUUGAACGUAAUCCAUUUAUGUCCAGUAUAAAUUUGUCUGUAGGAAAAGAUUUAUUUGCCGUUUGGAGUGAACUCAAUCAAUCGGCACCGGUUCUUUGGAGACGCCGUGAAACUAAUAUUACUUGUGCGCAGUGGAGUCCAACACGAAUAUCAUUGUUUUUUGUUGCUCGAUAUGGUGGAAUAAUUGAACUAUGGGAUCUUCUAACUCGUACCGAUGAAGCUUGCAUUACACAUGAUGCUGGCACAAAUAUAAUUACAGUCAUAUCACAGCAUAGAUUGAGUCUUCCAACUGAUGUCCUAAUGAUUGCCGAUGAAAAAGCAAACUUGAGAGCAUUUACAUUGCCAACCAUUUCGCAACCCAUUGAAGAUGAUCAUGAUAAAUUUAAAGAGUUUAUCAAUAUGGAAUUGAGGCGAAAGGAAGAAUUUAAUAAGUGGCAAGAAUCGCUAACUGAAAAGAACGGAGACUUUUUAGAAGAAACGAAGCAACUUUUACGAGAAGAGUCUCGAAGAACUUUACAAUCACCAAUGCCACCGCAAUCGGAGAAAGAAUCCAAAGUUAAAGAUGAAAAGAGGCAUAGUAGCGUUGGUGUUAGAUCAAAGUCUGUCACGCAAAAUGCGAAAUCAAAACAUGUUUUUGAUUAUUCUGAACGUUUGCACAAAAAAUGGGAAGAAAUGAUGGUUAAAAAAAUGAUGAAAACUAUGCUACGUUUGAAAAGAUUUGAUCCCGAACAAAUCGCAAUGAAAAUUAAGCCAGAAAGAGAUCGACAAGCAUAUAAUGUUGAAAAGAAACGAGCAAUUGAUGAAAACUUCAAAAAAAUUCAUCAAGAAAUUUGCGAAAUCAGAGCCAGACUUAUUCCACCAAAAGAUGUCGAUCAAGAGGCUGAAAGACUCAAUUUUAUCACAUCAAAUGUGGAAAAUAUAUUGAUGAGUAUUGGCGAUCGGUUCCAAUAUACCGAGCUUCAAAAAAAGCUGGAAAUUUCCAAAACAAAUAUGAUUGAAAUAAAAUGGAAUGAGUUGAUUGAUCAAGCACAAAUCACACGCUCCAAGCGCAGUAAGAGUAUAUUUGAAGAGAGACGAAGGGCAUACCUGGAGAAAGCAGCAUCAAUUGAGGCACAAAUAGAGGAGAAUAAAUGAGGCAACUGCUCAUAGCUUCUAACCGAGGGGUCUAAUUUUUGAAAUAGAAAAAAACGGAAAAAGCCUGGAAUUCGGAUAGAAUAGUCACAAAAAAUAAGAAAUUACCCCUUUACAAUUUUGAAUUUUUUGAAAUUUCCACAUACCCCUCUUGGAACGCGAACGUCACAAGCCAUGCAACUGUUAUAUUUGGAUGCAAUAACAUUUUGAUAUUUUUUAUUCUGUACAAACUUCUUUUCAUGUCAACACUCUUUUGAGUUAAUUAAUCGCAUUGUCCAAAGCACUGUUUGGUUCGGAUUUUAUCUAUGUCGAAACGCCGCAAAAUGAAAUUCACACUAUUUAUAUCAAAUACCAUACUUUUUGAAAUUAGCUCGAUACGUACAUCUCGAUUUGGGUAUAUUUUUGAAGACUGCCUGCUUGAAUUGUGCCUGCUUGAAUUGUAACAAUGAAAUCGUAUACAAGCUCUUUCGUAUGUAUGUUUAUUUAUAUUCAUAUUUUUCAUUAGCUUUCAGAUUUCAGAACGAGUGCAUUCCAACGGAACCUGUACUCCAACAUAUAUUUUUUUUUCUUUACAAAACAACGAACAUUGCAAUAAAAUUCAAAUUCCAUAGAAGUUUUAUUUCCAAAAGACAAUAAAAACAGCAUAUUUACGGGAAUCUUCAAUGAACAGAAAAUAUUAUUUAGUUGGACUAAAAAUUGAUCGUCCAAACC
This is a messenger RNA of Contarinia nasturtii (swede midge), 4035 nucleotides long. RefSeq names its product WD repeat-containing protein 63 (gene mmm). The record is from RefSeq and is a predicted model, not a curated record. Gene Ontology annotation, cellular component: inner dynein arm. The transcript is spliced from 10 exons. Gene Ontology annotation, biological process: cilium movement involved in cell motility; inner dynein arm assembly. Lineage: Eukaryota; Metazoa; Arthropoda; Insecta; Diptera; Cecidomyiidae. Gene Ontology annotation, molecular function: dynein light chain binding; dynein heavy chain binding. Bases 1 to 3327 code for a protein of 1108 amino acids.